AUGAUGGAACUUGAUAACGGUUCCGUCGCUGAUGACCGUUCUCGCCGAGCCACCAGCGUGCUGUCCAUGGAUGAUAUUGAAGCCGCCCAAGCGCUCGAGGGUCUUCGCACUGAAUACGGUCAAUCCCCUCGAACAGCGCAAGCAAGCUCGCUGAACUCCUCCGAGAAGCCAUCAGCGGAACCCCUCCUGUCCCUCCUCACCUCCCGUCAUCCGCUGCUGGAGUCCGCCAUCAACGGUUCCGUCUCGGCAUACGCCAACUCCAAGUCCUACUCCCCCCGCUUCAAGUCCGGCGUUGAGUUCAUCGAGCGCAACAUCGGCUCGCCCGUCGCCAGCACCGUCGGCACCGUAGGCCGCAAGACCGGCGUGGAAAGCGGUCUCCGCUGGGCCCUCCAGCGCCGAGCUUCCUCGUCCGCCAAUUCUGGCCGCUCGAAGCGUCGCAAAGUGAGCGGGGAUCACCACCCCUCGGACGUUGACGUGGAGAGAGGCGCGGACGACGGUACAAUGGAUGAUCCACGGGGGCGCAGCUCCUCGGACCUGUCGCCGGCGGAGGGUCUCCCGCCCUACGACGACCAGAAAUCCCCCAACUACGAUGAAAUCAGACGCGACAGCCCCUCCCGCAAGACCCCGCCGACGUGGCAGAGUCGAUUGAUGAUCUCCACGUCGGGGCUUGGUGUCGCGAUGAGCGAGGAGUCGCUUCACAGCCUGCAGUACUGUUUGACCUGGCUGCGCUGGGCCAACGGACGGCUGGACAAGGCCAUCGAUACGCUAAAGUCAGCCCUGAAAGAAUGGGACAGCUCGCAGCAGAAUGGGGACUCGGCUGCUGCGCACGACGCCUCCAACACCACCCUCCUCACGCGGCGCAUUCAGGCUGUCAAAGAAGAUGUCCUGACGACGUUGAAGCGGGUCGUGGAUAUCGUGUCCAAGUACGCCGGCGGCGCGCUGCCGGAGAAUGCGCGGAACCUGGUCCGACGGCAUCUCACGUCGCUGCCGCAUCGGUUCCAGAUCGCGUCGACCUCCAACCCCCCGCCGGAUUCUACUGCCGCAUCCUCUGAUGCGACGGUCGGCGCCCAUCGGAUCCUUGUCCUGGCUGAAGAGGGCCUGGAUAUGAUGUCGCAGGUCAACCGGGUGGUCAACGAUACGCUGGUCAGCGCGGAGCUCUGGUGUGAGCGGCUGGGUCGCAAGCGUUCGGAUGGAAAGAACACGGCCGAUCAACCCGCGCAGCGCAACGAGCCGUAUCCGGCGGAUAUCAAGGAGCCUAUCCACGCCCCGUCCCCCGGGGAUGUCUCAAUGUCGGGAAUGGAGAAGGUAUGA
Molecule: messenger RNA, 1311 nt
Organism: Aspergillus heteromorphus CBS 117.55
Lineage: Eukaryota; Fungi; Ascomycota; Eurotiomycetes; Eurotiales; Aspergillaceae
Product: putative clock controled protein (Ccg-8)
Exons: 2
Coding region: 1-1311 (436 amino acids)
Biological process (GO): endoplasmic reticulum unfolded protein response; regulation of transcription by RNA polymerase II; phospholipid biosynthetic process
Cellular component (GO): nucleus; endoplasmic reticulum
Molecular function (GO): transcription corepressor activity
Source: RefSeq, a predicted model, not a curated record